Messenger RNA from Pseudophryne corroboree (corroboree frog), 2148 nucleotides. RefSeq names its product vascular cell adhesion protein 1-like. The transcript has 5 exons. Gene Ontology annotation, biological process: cell-cell adhesion. Gene Ontology annotation, molecular function: integrin binding. Lineage: Eukaryota; Metazoa; Chordata; Amphibia; Anura; Myobatrachidae. The coding region runs from base 13 to 1062 and encodes 349 amino acids. Gene Ontology annotation, cellular component: membrane. The record is from RefSeq and is a predicted model, not a curated record.
AGCAGAACAUAAAUGCGGGUGGAGGUAACAAUACGUGCUCAGCCCUCCAGAUGUUACCGCCCUGUAGAGUCUCACACUGCAGCAGUAACCAUGGUGUGGACGAUAAAACAUCUCUGUCUGCUACUGCAGAUGUGGGGGAUCUUUCAUAUAGGAAAGUCUGAGUGUGAGGUGCAAUCUCUAAGUGAUAUGGUGUUUGUACCAUUCGGAGAAGUGGCUCUGUUGAACUGCUCGUAUACCUGUGGCCCAGUGACCUGGAAAAGCAGAUUAAGAAAGAUCAAUACCUACACUGGGCCCAACUGGCUGUCUACUGAAGUCCUAGUUGAUGAUUGGGAGACAUCAGAAGCAGUUUGUAUCGAUUUAUCAAAUAGUGAAAAUUUUACGCAGUCCAAAGUCUUGGUCAAGGCUUAUGUACCUCCAAGUAACGUCACCAUAGACCUCAACGAGGAGUUGGAGGAAGGGAAGUUUCACCUUCUACAGUGCAGAGUGUAUGAUGUGGCUCCUGUGGAACAUCUCUUGGUCUCUGUGGUUAGAGGGGGCAAGGAAAUUCAGCGUUCAACAUUUAAAGAAGAUCUACGUCAGGGCAAGCAUACGGUGAUGGUGAGGUAUGACGUUAUGGUUAGCCGCAGGGACAACCUUCAGGACUUCUACUGCUUGGCCACUUUACAGCUGGGCACAGGACUGGAACAAGUAGUGCAGUCCCCUAGUGUCACCAUAAGGACAUAUGGUCCACCAAGUGUUCCAUCAAUCACCGUUGCACCCUCCUCAACUAUAAAGUCUGGGGACUCCUUCACCCUAACCUGCCAGGCUGACGGAUCACCUGACCCCAUUUACCACUGGAACGUGCCCCCUGGUGCUGUGAUGACUUACUCACAGAAGAACAGCACAGUUAAGUGUAGCAGAGCUGAUUCUGGACACAACGGUACCUACCAGUGUGAGGCCAGGAACACACAUGGACGAACUCGAAGUCACCAGGUCAUGCGUAUAACCAACGGUGAGACCUGUACAAGUCUGGCAGCCAUCUUGUUCUUUACAGCCAUUUUGGUCCCCACGCUCUGUAUCUGAUGACAUGAGACAAUUGGCUCAGGCUGAAAACUUCAGCACAAACAAAUGCUCUUUCUACUCAGAGAAAUUGAAAAUAAGAGUUCAUAUUUUCAUAUUUAAAAGGGACUGUCACAUACAAAACUGUAUUUUCGUAAAAAAUAAAUAAAAAAAUAGGACAUUAAAGGGGAGAUUCAAGUGUUUGAAAAGUCAGUUGGGAGUCUGUUUUUUUCCUGUCUAUUAGAUAGGAAAAAACAGACACCCAACCGACUUUUCUGACAUUUGAAUCUCCCCCUAAGAAUCAAACUACCUCCAUAUUAGGAUAUAUAAAACGAUUCCAAUCUGCGCCUUCUGUGUCUAAAAAAAUGCUGAAGCUAAUUUCCACUGUAAAAAGGCACACCCUAAGCCUGGAUCACAAUAUAACAUAAAACAACAGGGUAAUACGCGCUUUACUUGUUCUAUUAAAUGAAGACAAAGUUUCUCGCUUUCUGCCUUCUGUGUUCUGAGAUCUCCCCAAGGACAAACACUUACAUUAGUAUUCGCCCCCGCCUUCACAAAAAGGUUUCUUUCUAUGCUUCCACCAGAUUAAAACGGUUUGAUAGAAAAUCACAUGUAAUGAUACUUACAUAUGAAUUCAGACUCGUGUUCCCAUAGCAGGUUCUUUAAGGCCCAGCAAAGAAAUCCUCAGAUGUCUCUCACUUUCAAGAUGACAAGGAUUUAUUAUUAAAAAAUGUAUAAAACACAAUAAAACAGUCGCAUACACGGUAAUAUUUCAGAAAAGGACAUGUGGAGGAUGGCAUCGGAGUAGUAAUGUUGAUAGUCGGGUCCCCGCAAUCCUGCAGUGAUGCCGGGACUCUCUCUGUCUGCGCUGUUAAUGUGAGUGGAUAAUAGCUCCAUGUAGUCAGUGCCUCCGUCCUAAAACUUUGACGCGUUUCUGGGAGUUCAACUCCCCUUUGUCAAGAAGUGCCCUGUGUUGUUUUAUGUUCUAUUUUGUUUUAUGUUAUACCUCCAUAUUAGGAUCACUCUCCUCCAUAUCUGAUUUUUUUUUUUUCCCUAAGAGACUGUUCAAUUUAGAUUCAUGUGUGCAUUAAAUGAAUCAUGAGCAUGCAA